CACGACGGCAAGAUGGCGGAGCGCGCGGCGCGGGGGCCGCCGGGAGUUGUAGUCCACGUUUGCAAGAUGGCGGAGCGCGCGGCGCGGCUGCAGGAGGAGGCGCUGCACAGGAGGGAGCGUCUACGGGCACUGAGGGAGCGCCGGUUCCAGAACAAAGGCAAAGAUGAAGCAGAGCCAGAAACUAAGCAUCUCAGAGAAGACGAAGAUGAGAAAGAAAUCAAACACAGAGAAUUAAAGCUUCGCAACUAUGUGCCGGAGGCUAAAGAACUGAAAGAUCGACUUGUGCCCAAUGCUAAGCCGGCCUCAGUGGAGGAGAAGGUGCGGGAGCAGCAGGAAGCAGGGAAGCCUGUCCCUGUCAUCGAAGAAGUGGACUUGGUGAACCUUGCUCCCCGGAAGCCUGACUGGGAUUUGAAAAGGGAUGUGGCGAAGAAACUAGAAAAGCUGGAGAAGAGAACGCAGAGGGCCAUCGCAGAACUGAUCCGGGAGAAACUAAAGGACAAUGAGGAGGACCUGGCGUCUGCCGUUGGAGCGGUGAAGCAGGAGGAUUAUGACUCUGAGUGAAGCAGGGUUGUUUCUGGCCUGAAGAAGGGUCUCGACCAAAUAUGUUAACUAUUCCUUCUCUACAGAGAUGCUGCCUGACCUGCUGAGUAACUCCAGCUCUUUGUGCCUGUGUUCAGUUUAAACCAGCAUCUGCAGUUCCUUCCGACACGGUUGGUUUAAAUGUCUGUGUGUCUGUCUGUGCAUGCAGUGUGUGUGUGUGUGUGCAUCUGUGUGUGCCUGUCCAUCUGUGUGAGCUUGUGUGUGUGCGUGCGUGUGUGUAUGUGGAUGUCUGUCUGUGUUUGGCGGAUGUGGCCACAUGUGUGUGCGUGCAUGUAUGGCUAUCUGUGUGUGUGGCUGUUUGGGUGUGUGUGCGGCUGUGUGUGUAUGUGUGCAUGUAUGUGCGUGUGUAUCUGAGUAUGUGCGUGUGUAUGUGGCUGUAUGUGUGUGUUUGUGUGAGUGCCCGUGUGCACCAGUGUGUGUGUGUGUGUCCCCCUUUGUGCGUGCGUGUGCGGCUGUGUGUGUGCGCGCGUAUGUGGCUAUCUCUAUGUGUGCGUUUGUCUGAGUGUCUAUGCACCAGUGUGUGUGUGUCUGUCUGUCUGCCUGUGUGCGUGUGUGGCUAUCUAUGUGUGUUUGUCUGUCUACGAGUCUGUGUGCCUCUCUGUCUGUGCACCAGUGUGUAUGUGUGUCUGCCUGCCUGCCUGGGUGUGUGUGUUUGUCUGUGAGUGCACCUGAGAGAGUUAGUCAUGUUGUGAUUACCUGUUUCCAUCAGUCAGGUAGAAACAAGGAACUGCAGAUGCUGGUUUAUACUAAAGGACUCCGGCAGCAUCACCAGAGAACAGGGAUAGGUGACAUUUAUUGUCGGGACCUUUCUUCAGACACCAGACUGAAGACGCCUGCCGAGACGUCACCAAUCCAUGUUCUGCGGGCAUGCUGCCCGACCUGCCGAGUUACUCCAGCAUUUUGUGUCCUGUUAGGUUAUUAAUAAGCAGAUUCCUCUUUUGUUUAAUCCCCAAGUUUUGUGGGGUUUUGACAGUCUUUGUACGAAUGCUAGUGCUGAUUUACAAUAAAAGAACAAACAAAA
Messenger RNA from Leucoraja erinaceus (little skate), 1621 nucleotides. It is a transcript of the gene ccdc12, whose product is annotated as coiled-coil domain containing 12. NCBI's taxonomy places the organism in Eukaryota, Metazoa, Chordata, Chondrichthyes, Rajiformes, Rajidae. Gene Ontology annotation, cellular component: U2-type spliceosomal complex; post-mRNA release spliceosomal complex. Bases 13 to 561 code for a protein of 182 amino acids. The record is from RefSeq and is a predicted model, not a curated record. The transcript is spliced from 7 exons.